Messenger RNA from Benincasa hispida (wax gourd), 981 nucleotides. It is a transcript of the gene P1R1, whose product is annotated as transcription factor. NCBI's taxonomy places the organism in Eukaryota, Viridiplantae, Streptophyta, Magnoliopsida, Cucurbitales, Cucurbitaceae. Gene Ontology annotation, biological process: regulation of DNA-templated transcription. The record is from RefSeq and is a predicted model, not a curated record.
CAUUCUUCUAUCUCUCUCUCUAUAAACUCUCUUGGAUCUCUAAAAUCUUCUGCUUCUGUCUUCCCACAACUAAUCCCUUUCUUUCUCAUUUUUAACACUUAAAUUUUCUUCUUUUUAUCCUCUUCUCUCAUUAAACCACACAUUUCCCAGAAUGCGAAACCCCAGUUCGUUAAAACGAGAAUUUUUGAAGAAAUGGAUGACGGGUCUUCAAAUAUACACAACCUCCUCCAACGAAAACAUGACGGUCAUCGAGAGAAAAACCGCCAUUAAAUUAUCUGCAGACAUAGCUUUAGCCUCCUCUCGAAACUGCGCCACCCGGUGGAGCCGAGCGGUAAUCGCCAGUUCCUCCGUUGAUAACCGAAGCCGUCGAGUUGCCGACGGCGUACUAGGGCGGGCCGUAUGCGAGAGGGUGAAACAAAUCAGCAAUUCAAAAAUGACACGAAGCUCAUGGAGUAGUGGGAUGAUUCUGAAAAGAAGCCGCCGUGUGCGGCGGCGGAGGAAUAAAUGUAUGAAAGCCAUGGCGGCGGAGUCGGUUGCAAAAAGAUUGGUGCUAAAAAGAACAAAAGUGCUACGUGGUUUGGUUCCGGGAGGUGAAUUUAUGGAUGAAAUUUCGUUGAUCGAAGAAACCCUAGAUUAUAUAUCGGCUCUUCAAGCUCAAGUUGAUGUAAUGAGGUGUCUUGCAACUGCAUACAAUCCAUCAUCAUCAUCAUCAUCAUGAAAAAAUCCAAAUUUUAAUUAUAAUUAAUCUCCCUUUUUUUAUUUAUUUAUUUUCUUUUUUGGCCAACAUUCGUAUGAUGAAUGUGGAUGGAGAAAGUUAUGGGCUUUUUUUUUUUUUUUUUUUUUUCCUUUUUUUCUUUCGUGCACAUAUUUGUAGCUAAAUUGAAGUUAAUGUAGUGAUAAUUUGGAAACAUUUUCUGAGUUUUAUGUACAAAAUAUAAGUUAAGACAUUAAUGCUCUCUUUAGAAUUUCGUUGGUUCGAAA